AUGAAGAAGAGAGUGAAGGUGUGUGUGACUGGAGGAGCUGGCUACAUUGCCUCUUUUCUCAUCAAGCAUCUUUUACAGAGAGGCUACACUGUUCAUGCCACUCUUCGAAGUUUAAAUGAUGCUUCGAAAGUGGGACUACUAAAAGGCCUUGAUCAUGCAGAAACAAGAUUGAAAUUAUUUGAAGGUGAUAUAUAUAAUCCAACUGAUUUUGCAGCUGCAAUUGAUGGUUGUGAGUUUGUGUUUCACAUAGCUACGCCGAUGCAACACCACGAAGGCAGCCAGUACAAGGAUACUGGCGAGGCUGCAGUGGCUGGGGUGAAGAUCAUAGCUGAAAGCUGCAUUAAAUCGAACUCGGUGAAGAAACUCAUCUACACCGCUUCUGCGAUGGCUGCGUCCCCCUUAAAGGGCGGCGCAUCCGGUUACAAGGAUGUCAUGGACGAGACUUGUUGGUCUCCUCUCGAUCUCCCCUAUGAAAUGUACUUCGAUUAUAUAAAUUCGAAGACAUUAGCCGAGAAAGUGGUGCUGAGCUACAACGGUCUAGGGAUCGAAGUGGUGAGCCUCGCGUGUGGGCUCGUUGGAGGCGAAACGAUCCAGCCCUUCCUCUCCUCGAGCAUUACCGUGCUUAUAGCACAAGUCAUGAAUGAUGCAACAUUGUACAAAGGUUUGAGAGAAUUAGAAGAUUUGGAUUCCAAGGUUCCAAUUGCACACUCACAAGAUGUGAUUGAAGCACACAUUUUUGCAAUGGAAAAUUCAGACAUGAAUGGCAGAUUCCUUGUUGCUAGUGCUUUCUUGAAAUCAGCAGAAAUUGCAUCUCUCAUUCACAAACAUUUUCCAAACAUCAAUAUCCCACCUGAAUUGAAUGAAGAUACAAAGAGAGAGACCAAAUGGGGUUCAAGAAAGCUACAGGAAAUGGGAUUUGAGUACAAAUGUGACGCUGACAAGAUAAUCUAUGACAGUAUUGUUUGUGCUAAGAAAUUUGGCAGUGUGGUUUGA
Messenger RNA from Salvia splendens (bonfire salvia), 993 nucleotides. Its product is annotated as noscapine synthase SDR1-like. The record is from RefSeq and is a predicted model, not a curated record. Lineage: Eukaryota; Viridiplantae; Streptophyta; Magnoliopsida; Lamiales; Lamiaceae. Gene Ontology annotation, molecular function: oxidoreductase activity, acting on the CH-OH group of donors, NAD or NADP as acceptor. The transcript is spliced from 5 exons. The coding region runs from base 1 to 993 and encodes 330 amino acids.